Messenger RNA from Gastrolobium bilobum, 2024 nucleotides. RefSeq lists its product as uncharacterized. The transcript has 16 exons. Lineage: Eukaryota; Viridiplantae; Streptophyta; Magnoliopsida; Fabales; Fabaceae. Gene Ontology annotation, molecular function: DNA binding. Gene Ontology annotation, biological process: DNA replication initiation; DNA replication. The record is from RefSeq and is a predicted model, not a curated record. Gene Ontology annotation, cellular component: alpha DNA polymerase:primase complex. Bases 1 to 1860 code for a protein of 619 amino acids.
AUGGAAGAGGAAAUCAAGUCAGAAUUCAAAAAAAGCGGGUUCGAUCUUGAGGAAGAAGAAGAAAUAAUGAACAAAUGUCUAACUUUCUGCAUCAACUACAGUCUCAGCGCUUCCGAUCUCGUCUCAAGCUGGGAGGUUUAUUAUCUGAAUAGACAGCUGAAUGAACCAACGGUACAAAAUGCUGAAAUGGAUGGCUUUUUGCUGCAUUUACAAAAUAAGAAGAAAGAAGAUGUUGUAAAGGAGGAAGUUGGUUUGCAUACUUACUCUAUCAGAGAUGUAGAAAUGAUCUUAAAUAAUGAUGACGAUACAAAGGAUAAUACUCCUGGAACUCCAUCAGAUCAUCAUCAAGAUCUUUAUUCACCUGUACAUGAUACAUCUUUAAUGUAUGGGAAUAAUUUAUCUUCUGGAAAACCAUCAAAACUAGAGACACCCUUUUCAAAGCGGACAGAUAGGUUUGCAGUGAAAUUUAGCAUCAACACUAUGCCUGAUGUAGAGAAUGGAGAACAAGAACCUAAUCAUGAGAAUGCUGAGAAUGAUGAGGACGAUGUUGUCAGGAAAGUUGUACCCCGGAAAAGAUGUUCAUUGGUGGUUCAUGGAUCAGAGCCCAAACCAGAUUGCAGAUUCAUGUAUGAUAGGACCGAGGAUAGGGUUAAGGCAGUAGAAAAUCGUAUUAGGAAACAUACAAGGGCACUUGUAGCUUCUGGGCUGUAUGAAGAACCAACGGAUCCUACAAUUGCUUCACAGAGAGGCAUUUUUGCCGUUGGCAUGAUUUGUUGUGAUGGAGAAGGCCGUCUAAACGAGAAGUCUGUCAUGCUUCAGAGCAGUUUUGAGCAUUCUGGAGGGGAAUGUGUUCGCCUAGACUUACAACGUUUAAGCCAUUUUUCAGUUUUUCCUGGUCAGGUAGUUGGUAUUGGAGGGCAUAAUCCUAGUGGGCAUUGCUUAGUUGCAUCUAAAUUGGUGGAUUCUAUACCUACCUCUGUUGCUGAGGAGGAUUUGAAUCCCGCAAAGAAGCAAGCUAUUGAUAGGGAAAAUCAGCCAACUGAUCUGCUUUCUAAACAGAGAGAUUUAUCGAUGAUUAUUGCAGCAGGCCCUUUUACUACCACAGACAAUUUGUUGUUUGAGCCUCUUAUAGAACUGCUAGCAUAUGCAAAGCGAAGACCGACACAGUUGCUUGUAUUGCUGGGACCAUUUAUUGACUCUGAACACCCAGACAUUAAGAAAGGAACCGUGGACAGGAGCUUUGAUGAAAUAUUUCAGUUUGAAAUUCUGAGGAAGUUGGAAGAGUAUGUAGAAUGUAUGGGUUCAGCAGCACGUGUUCUUCUUGUACCAUCUAUACGGGAUGCUAACCACGAUUUUGUUUUUCCUCAGCCUGCAUUUGAUAUCAAUCUACCUGAUCUCAAAUCUCAGAUAGUCAGUCUCCCUAAUCCUGGAAUCUUCGAGGCAAAUGAGGUCAAAGUUGGUUGCUGCACGGUGGAUAUUCUCAAGCAGGUGAGUGGGGAAGAGAUAUCACGGACUGCAAAAGAUGGAAAACCUAUUGAUCGCAUGAGUAGACUUGCAAACCAUAUUCUUAACCAACGAAGCUUCUAUCCACUUUACCCUCCGGCAGAAAGUGUUCCCUUGGACUUUUCUCUUGCUCCAGAAGCCCUUCAACUCUCAUUGGUUCCAGAUGUUCUUAUUUUACCCUCAGACAUCAAGUACUUUGUCAAGGUACUUAAUAGCGAAAGUGAAGGGAUGAACCACAUCAAAUGCAUUGCAGUCAAUCCUGGAAGACUGGCCAAGGGAGAAGGAGGGGGUACUUUUGUAGAGCUUGAUUAUUGUGGAGGUCCCGACAAAAUUAACGCUUCAAUUGUCGGCAUUUGAAUAUUAGUUCAGAACACCUUAGAUAACCGCUGAAUUUACCUCGUCACUGUUACAAAGGAAAAUUUCUUCGGGCACCUUAUAUAUAAAAUAACUUUUAACCUCGGACAAAAGUUUGUCACGAAAACUGUUAAAAUAGUUGUCCUGUUGCGACAUCGCUGUUUUGU